AUGACUAGUAAGGGUGUGGUCAAGCAGCGACAAAAGCGCAAGUCGCUGGCUGAAGACUAUGGAGGGGCUGUGGGUGAGGAUCUUCUCGAGUACAUGGAGAGCGAGGAAGCCACUGGUGGCUUGCAGCAGUCCGUGGACAGUGUAGGAGCCUCCAGCAACUUAUCACGCCGCAUCCAAAAUCGUCUACAGAAGCUGAACGAAGUGGCACAGACUGUGGGUGGAAAUGGCGAGGAAUCUGGUUACUAUGACUUCUCGACUCUUGAUAUGAAACCCGAUCAUGAGGCUCGUCCUGUUUGGGUCUGUCCCAAUGGCCGCAUCUUUCUCGAAGCCUUUUCUCCCAUUUACAAACAGGCUUAUGACUUUCUUGUGGCUAUUUCCGAACCAGUAUCUCGUCCUGAAUUCCUUCACGAAUACAAACUAACACCUUAUUCGCUCUAUGCAGCCGUGUCAGUUGCAAUUGAGACUGAGAGCAUUCUAAAAGUGCUUGGAAGAUUGUCGAAAAAUCGCCUGCCUGACGGCAUCGUGGCCUUCAUCAAGGACUGUACGCUAAGUUACGGCAAGGCCAAACUUGUGCUGCACCAUAAUGAGUAUUACGUUGAAAGUCUGUACCCAGACGUGCUACGAAAACUACUAGAGCAUGAGCAUAUCCGAGCUGCGCGUGUCAAGGAGACAACAGAGACCAUUGCAGACCACGCUUCAGCGGCCACUGCACCGGCCGUUGCUUCUAAUGGGGCAGGAUCUGAAACUGCAAAUGAGUUUAUUCAAAAGGAAAUUUCUGCUGAAGACCAGGCUAAUUUGCAGUAUCAAAAGCUAUUAAACGAAGACUACAACCUGGUAGACGAAAAUCACCCUGGAAAAACAAUUAGCGAUCGGCAAAAGACCGUGCGUACGGUUUCAUUCAAAAUUCGUAAAUCAAUGGUGGAACAGGUAAAACGGGCAUGUUUAGAUCUUGACUACCCGCUAAUGGAAGAGUACGACUUUCGCAAUGAUAAAACAAUUCCUGAUCUCGAAAUGGAUCUUAAGCCCACUACACGUAUUCGUGAAUAUCAGGAAAAAUCGUUAAGUAAGAUGUUUGGUAACGGACGGGCUCGAUCGGGUAUAAUUGUGCUGCCGUGUGGUGCAGGUAAGACGCUGACAGGUGUCACGGCGGCGUCGACGAUUAAAAAGUCAUGUUUGUGCCUUUGUACAUCUGCCGUGUCGGUGGAACAAUGGACGGCGCAGUUUAAAAUGUGGACAAAUAUUCCAGAAAAGAAAAUUUCGCGCUUCACUUCUGUGGCGAAAGACUUCAUUGACCCAGAAUCGGGUGUCAUUGUAACCACAUAUACAAUGGUCGCUUUCGGUGGACGCCGCGCUCGCGCUUCAGAAGAGGUUAUGCAACUCAUUCAAGGACGCGAGUGGGGAUGCAUUUUACUGGAUGAAGUUCACGUUGUACCCGCUAAGAUGUUUCGCAAGGUCAUUGGCUCUAUUGCCUGUCAUUGCAAGCUUGGUUUAACCGCUACUUUGGUACGCGAGGACGAUUUGAUCGGCGAUUUGAACUUCUUAAUUGGCCCGAAGUUGUACGAAGCCAAUUGGAUGGAUCUGACUCAAAGUGGAUUCCUUGCGAAUGUCUCAUGCGUCGAGGUUUGGUGUCCUAUGGCCGGAGAAUUUUAUCGUGAAUAUUUGCGCGAGAGCAAAAGCGCUCGUAAGCGUGCACUGCUCUAUGUGGCGAAUCCAAACAAAUUUACAGCCGCUGAGUUUCUGAUCCAGUACCAUGAGGAGCGAGGUGAUAAGAUCUUGCUCUUUUCAGAUGAUGUUUUUGCUCUCCGUCUUUACGCGACAAAGCUGAACAAGGGCUAUAUUUACGGCGGUACCGGAGAGCGCGAGCGAAUGCGCUUGCUACAAUCAUUUCGAAGCUCGCCCCUGGUAAACGUUAUCUGCAUUUCGAAGGUUGGUGAUACGUCAAUCGAUUUGCCCGAGGCUAAUGUUAUUAUUCAAGUGUCGUCGCAUUUUGGUUCAAGACGACAAGAAGCGCAGCGCCUUGGACGUAUAUUGCGUCCCAAGGCGAAUGCAACGGGCGGGUUUAAUGCCUUCUUCUACACACUUAUCUCAACGGAUACGCAUGAAAUGUUCUACUCCAACAAGCGCCAACAGUAUCUCGUGGACCAGGGAUACACGUUUAAGGUCGUGACAGAUCUUUUCGAACCAGGUUCGUUUGAGGGUGUAUUUACGCGGAAAGAGGACCAAAGGGCGCUGUUAAAUGAAGUCUUAAGCGCUGAUGUUGAAAGUGCUGCCAAGGACGAAAACGCUGCAAUUCGAGACGACGAAGAUUUGUCGCGUCUUGAACUUUCAGGCAAUGGCCGCAAAAAGAAGAGGUUAACCUCGCUCGGAGCUCUUUCCGGCGCAGAUGGCACCAAAUAUAUGGAAUAUUCCGCUGGACACGGCGCCAAGCAGCGCCACAAUCUUUUUCGCGAUCGGUAUCGUUAG
Plasmopara halstedii is the source of this 2463-nucleotide messenger RNA. RefSeq names its product dna excision repair protein ercc-3. The transcript has a single exon. Bases 1 to 2463 code for a protein of 820 amino acids. The record is from RefSeq and is a predicted model, not a curated record. Gene Ontology annotation, molecular function: hydrolase activity; ATP binding; DNA binding. Gene Ontology annotation, biological process: transcription initiation at RNA polymerase II promoter; nucleotide-excision repair. Lineage: Eukaryota; Oomycota; Peronosporomycetes; Peronosporales; Peronosporaceae. Gene Ontology annotation, cellular component: transcription preinitiation complex; transcription factor TFIIH holo complex; nucleotide-excision repair factor 3 complex.